Messenger RNA from Carassius auratus (goldfish), 3690 nucleotides. Its product is annotated as forkhead box protein P1-B-like. Gene Ontology annotation, biological process: regulation of transcription by RNA polymerase II. Gene Ontology annotation, molecular function: DNA-binding transcription repressor activity, RNA polymerase II-specific; RNA polymerase II cis-regulatory region sequence-specific DNA binding. Gene Ontology annotation, cellular component: nucleus. Bases 605 to 2374 code for a protein of 589 amino acids. Lineage: Eukaryota; Metazoa; Chordata; Actinopteri; Cypriniformes; Cyprinidae. The transcript is spliced from 14 exons. The record is from RefSeq and is a predicted model, not a curated record.
CACACACACAGACCUCCAGAGAAUCAUGUUGUUUACAAUAUUACACAAACAGACUUGUUUAUGCUGCCUUCAGCACAUCAUAAAGGGAUGGGGCAAUCAGGGUGUGUUUUAUUAUUACACAUUGUUACGAUGGAAGAUUACAGGUUCACUUUUAUUGUGCAUGUAGCCUAUUGUAAAACGAGUAUUUUCUGUCUUGUCAGUUAACAGAUAAGGCGCUAUAGUCCUUUAAAGAAUUAGACAGCUGUAGAGCUUUAGCUGCAAACAGACACAAUGUAUGCUAGCCAGUGCACAGCUGCCUUUAUUUAUUCAUCAUGAAUUGAAUAUGCGUUUUGCAUGCGUCUCAUGUGAAUGUGCAUGCAAGUGAUGAAACGACAGUUCUGAUAAUCAGUAUUUCAAGUCAACAUGUGAAAGGGGCGGGAUUACUAGCCCGAGCCGUGUGACAGGAUGGUUACAUUAGGUUUGAGAUCCUAGUAAGAGUGUUAUUGGUUAUCAGCAAGGUUGGGUAGUUAAAGAAGAGUAGGAGGGUACUUGUGUUCUCACUCAUUCUGUGCAGCUCUCGGUUCCUGCCGCUCAUGGAGUUAUCAAGGUGGCUGUAUCAGUGGGGAUGAUCACUCCUCAGGCCAUCACUCCUCAGCAGAUGCAGCAGAUCCUCCAGCAGCAGGUCCUGAGCCCCCAGCAGCUCCAACUGUUACUGCAGCAACAACAGGCCCUGAUGUUACAGCAGCAACAGCUUCAGGAGUUCUAUAAGAAACAGCAGGAAGAACUCCACCUGCAGCUCCUGCAGCAACAUCAUGCUGGGAAACCCAGUAAAGAGCAGAUGAUGGCCCAGCAGAUGGCUAUACAGCAGCAGUUACUAUCCGUUCAACAGCAGCACCUGCUCAACCUGCAGAGACAAGGACUGUUGUCUGUCCCGUCAGCUCUCACUGGUGCACUGCCUCAAGGUUUGAUCCCUGCUGAGCUUCAGCAGCUGUGGAAAGAGACAGCAGAUGCACGGCAGGAGGAGAAAAGUAGAGGAGACAAGUCCCCCUCUCCUCCCAAAACUCAGACGCUCAACCACCACUCCAGCACUAAUGGACACCAUGUGCACCGGCCCAGCCGGAGAGACAGUUCUCAGGAGAGUCAUUCCCAGAGCGCCCAUCCUUUAUACAGCCACGGCGUAUGCAAGUGGCCAGGCUGUGAGGCCGUGUUCGGAGACUUCCAGUCAUUCCUCAAGCAUCUGAACAGUGAACAUGCUCUGGAUGACAAGAGCACAGCGCAGUGCAGAGUUCAGAUGCAGGUGGUUCAGCAGCUGGAACUGCAGCUCGCUAAAGACAAAGAUCGUCUCCAGGCCAUGAUGGCCCAUCUCCAUGUCAAGUCCACUGAGCCCAGACCUGCCCCUCAGCCAGUGAAUCUGGUGUCCAACUUCACGCUUGCCAAGGCAACCAUUCCCAAAACCAGUCCCACUAUGAGUCUUUCCCAGAGUGCCACAGCCCCGUCUACACCCCUCACGUCACUCCCCCAGAUGCCCUCUGUCAUCAUACCCACCAGCCUGCACAGCAUGGGUCCCAUCCGCAAACGCUACUCUGACAAAUACAACAUAGCCAUGGACCAAGAUAUUGUGCAGAAUAAGGAGUUCUACCUGAGUGCUGAGGUCAGACCUCCAUUUACAUAUGCAGCUUUGAUCAGGCAGGCCAUUUUGGAGUCUCCUGAAAAGCAGCUAACACUAAAUGAAAUCUACAACUGGUUCACUCGAACAUUUGCGUAUUUCAGACGCAAUGCUGCAACGUGGAAGAAUGCAGUCCGCCACAACCUCAGUCUUCACAAGUGUUUCAUACGAGUCGAGAAUGUGAAGGGGGCCGUUUGGACUGUGGACGAGCUGGAGUUUCAGAAGAGAAGGCCACAGAAGAUCACUGGGUACUUGCAAAUCUCAUUGUGCAGAUUUAAUUCUUCUGAGGUCACUGUUCCUAAUGAUGCUGAUAUCUGUUUCUUCAGAUCACCUCUGGCGAAGAACAUCCAGUCCAGUCUGGGCCAGAGUCCUUCCCUGUCUGCUCUGCAGGCAGCGAUGGUGGACAGCAGUCUGCCCCUCUACGGCUCGGCGUCCAUGGGAGCGUCCAGUCUGAAGGCUCUGGCCAGUGCACUGCAUGAGGACAUGAGUUCUCACGAUCAUGACGAAGGCUCCCACAGCGACUCCAGCCUGGAGCUCUCUCCUGCGCCCACACUCCAUCAGUCUCAAAUUAAAGAGGAGCAGAUGGAGGCCGAAGACUAUAAUGGCUCCAUGUCUCCGGAGACAGAAGACCAGCACAGUCCAGACACCAACCACAGCGAGAAGUACACCGAAGAGCAGGACUCUGCCUGCCAGCCGGGAUUCUCCUCGUCACCUCACUCAUACCACUAGUGAGAUCCUCGCCCGUCCAUCGGCCCUCCUUCAUCUGACCUGUGCACCAUCAAACUCUGAGAAAGCUGACGCUGAAAACUUACAGCUGCAACUUUUCCUUUUGGGAACAACCGUUUAUUUAUUGUUUAAUGUACCUGUUUCUGUUGUAUGCAAUGGUUUGACCUCACUGGUACUAAAGGGCUCACCCAUCAGCUUGCGGAGGACAAAAGAGGGCGCUGUAGGCUACACAUCAUCUUUGGUUUGUUAUAGAUUAAACACUACGGCACCUGAACUCAAUCAACUGCUUACCUGUAAGGGAAGAUGGUUUCCCUGUCAACUGAGGAAGAUUCAGUCCUAUCAAUUUUAAAGCUGUCUGUGAUAUAUUUAGCUGUCCACAAGAUCUGUUCAGUGCAGCUGUGAAUGCUGAAUGAAAAGCUCUGUAUUGUAAAUGCAAGUUUGAAUCACCUCUGCCUGAGAUACUGUAGGGUUAGUCGCCAGUUCAAGGGGCGCUGAGAAUAUUUGGAUGGGCGGCCCAGUGAGGCUGUAACAUAGAGGACCUGACGAUGGCCCCGGUUGCUGUGAUGGUAACAUGUCGCCUUAAAUUUUGGGCUGCUUAUUGGUAGAAUGGAAAAUUAAAUUGUGAAUGUCUAUCUUUUUUACCUCUGUUUUUUCCAGAUAAAAACAAAACCAAAGGGGAACAUUUUAUAAACAGCACUUGAUGAAUGUUUUUUUUUUUUCAAUCUUAGUUUUUGAUUUGUUUUUCACUGUGUACAGAAGGUUACUGUAUUUUCAUUAUCCAAAACAUUUACCCAAACAAAAGUCCCAAUCAUCCGAUUACUAGUAAAGCUGAACCAAACACUUUCUUCCAUAUUUGAGAAGAGUGAAAAAAAAAAUAUAUAUAUAUAUAUUAUUAUUAAAAAAAAAUUGACAAGUUUUUCUGUUGUAGAAAGAAUCAACAGUUACCAAAGAUUGUCAAAUUUUCUUUUUUUUUUCUUUUUUUUAUGUUGUGUACCCCGUUGCCAUUGUCCAUUUUAAUAUGGUCAAGACUAAAAAGUCUUCACUUGAGUGGAUUCAGUAAGUAUAGGGUGUUUAAUGUCACAAUCCUGACAUUUUGAGCAUUUUGAAACUAAUCAUUUGAUCUGACAAGUAGUAAUUUCUACCGCAGAGAAAAGCAUGGAUGACAAGGAAAUAAUGCAUCAUUUUUGACUGAAUAACUUGUUACACAUGUCCAAAAGAAAUAGAUGACAUCUGUUUCAAAUCAACUAUGUCAGUUUGUUCAAUACAUCUGAAUAAAUGCCUUAUGAUUAAUAAAUUCUUGUAUAAAAAUGUGAAAAAAA